Messenger RNA from Porites evermanni, 309 nucleotides. NCBI's taxonomy places the organism in Eukaryota, Metazoa, Cnidaria, Anthozoa, Scleractinia, Poritidae. The record is from the annotation of a GenBank genome assembly.
AUGAUCACGAUAGCCUUUGCGCUGUUAAGUCACGUGACUUGCAGCAUUUUUGAGGACAUGGGUGUGACGUGUGAACUGGAACAAGAAUCAGUUCGAGUUUGCGACAAUCAAGAAGUCAAGGUCAACAAAUGCCGAGGAACAUGCCGAUCGUGGAGUAGGAUUAUAAUGACCAAACCUUGGUACAGGACCACGUGCGCUUGUUGCAAAAGCGAAACAUCUACCUACAAGACAGUCUCCUGUAACGACGGCAGCGUUAAACAAAUUUUUAGCGCUGUUUCUUGCCAAUGUCAAAUGUGUAACGGGGCUUAG